Molecule: messenger RNA, 150 nt
Organism: Chlorella variabilis
Lineage: Eukaryota; Viridiplantae; Chlorophyta; Trebouxiophyceae; Chlorellales; Chlorellaceae
Exons: 2
Coding region: 1-150 (49 amino acids)
Source: RefSeq, a predicted model, not a curated record
AUGAGCCCCGAGAUGAAGGAGCGGCUGCGGCGGGAGUACUAUGGGCUCGGUGGCUCGCCAAACAAGGCGAUGGGAAGCAACUACUUUUUGUACAUCAUUCUUGGCAUCUCGCUGCUUGCGGUGCUUUCCAAGCUCACCGGCGCCAUCUGA